UUAAAUUUUCUCACCGGAGAACUUGAAAAAGAGCAAAAAGCAAAAGCCAAAUCGCGACCCGUCUCUCUCUCUCUCUCUCUCUCUCUCAAAAUUCAAAGAUCAAACAAACCGGUCGGAAAUGGUUAACCGGAGCCAACAGAGUCUCUUCCUCAUAGCUUCUCCCGACGAGAUCGAUAAGAUCCGCCGUGCCGAAUCUUCCAAACAAGCCGGAGCUAUUGCCGGAGCCAAAGCAGCCGCCGUAGCUGCCGUCGCCAGUGCGAUUCCCACAUUAGCUGCGGUUCGUAUGAUCCCAUGGGCAAAGGCUAACCUCAACUACACUGCUCAAGCACUCAUUGUAUCUUCAGCCUCCAUCGCUGCGUUCUUCAUAACUGCGGACAAAACCAUUCUACAAGGCGCAAGGAGAAACACCGAGGCUCAGUUAAAGAAAGCUCAGCAAGAUUCUAAAUAAUUUUCACAUUAUAUUUGUAACUCAAAUCAAUCACUCUUAUCUUUCUCUGCUUUUGUAUGCAUAUUUUGCUUUUGAUUCGAAAUAAAAGAGUGUUAUUAUUACAAGGAA
Messenger RNA from Capsella rubella, 556 nucleotides. RefSeq names its product early nodulin-93. NCBI's taxonomy places the organism in Eukaryota, Viridiplantae, Streptophyta, Magnoliopsida, Brassicales, Brassicaceae. The transcript is spliced from 4 exons. Bases 119 to 448 code for a protein of 109 amino acids. The record is from RefSeq and is a predicted model, not a curated record.